GGUUGAAGGGACGAUGUCCUCUGAGUCCCAAGGCCUGUCUUUAAACAGAAGCAGCAGCUCUCCAAUUCCUUCUCCUUGUGAACUACAAUCCUUUGACCCUCUUGGGUCGCCCUGCUUUCAGAUGCCAGAGUCACAGUGUCACCAGAGCAAUUUUGGAGAGGGGUUUGCACCUUACUCCCAAAGAGAGCGCGUUCCCUAUAGGCAGAAGAGUGCCGAGCGCUUUCGUAGACACAGCAUAGACGGAAGCCCCGUUGAACAGGAGUCUGGCCUGGCGGAAAACUAUCACUACCAUCCUUACAGACGUCAAUGCAGUGAAGGGGCCAUCGGUGAGGGUCAGACCUUCAGUUGUCUCAGAAGACCUGGACUGGCUGGGAAACUCAACACGGCCGAUGGAUUGGAGGAACAAUCCUCUUGGAGUCCAUUAAGCACUAAUGUGGAGACGACUAGCAUUAUGGGAAUUCAACACCUCUACAGUGAGCCUCAGAUAAGCUCUGAAGAUCCUCACUACACCUCAGUUAAUCAUCAGACGUACAGUGCCAUCAGUCCUCUACAACAUCAGUUUUAUUCUUCAAGAGGAAUAGACACGGUUUCUCACUACUAUAGCCAAAGCCUCUCAUCACAAACAUCUCAAGACAAUUCUGCCCAGACACUCUACCCUAAACCCGUCUACUCUUACAGUAUUCUGAUCUUCUUGGCUCUGAGGAAUAGCAAAACGGGCAGUCUACCAGUAAGUGAGAUCUACAGCUUCAUGACGGAUCAUUUCCCCUACUUCAAGACAGCACCUGAUGGAUGGAAGAAUUCUGUCCGACACAACCUCUCUUUAAACAAGUGCUUUGAGAAAGUAGAGAACAAGAAUGGGAACUCCUCUCGAAAGGGCUGCCUGUGGGCCCUGAACCCAGCGAAGGUAGAGAAGAUGCAGGAGGAACUUCACAAGUGGAGACGUAAAGAUCCGCUGACUGUACGGAGGAGCAUGGCCCGACCAGAGGAGCUGGAACGUCUGCUUGGGGAGAGACCUGAAAAAUUGAAGACUCUUGGAUCUCACUUCAGUCUACCAAGCAGCCAUACACAUUCUCAGUCCUUAAGAGUUGCCAUGCAUCCUGCCUACGGACACCAACCUGUCCAUGAGACUAGUGUCCCGCAUCAGAAGUCUAUCUACAGCCCUUUACCCUCUCAAACUGUCAUCCCGCCUCCCCCCUACUUACCUCCAGACACUUUAGCUUUCCCAUACCACUCUCCAGUCACCCAUCAGCCCAGUGCUGGGCAUCCCUCUAUUCCCAGGACAGGCAGCUUGGAUUCCCCCUUACCAGCACACACCCCACCAAGCUACAGCACCGCCCUGCAGGCUGGUCACAGCACUACAGCAAGUAUGCAGGAGCUUCUGCUGGAUGGAGAAAUCAGCAAUGAUGUUGAUACAUUAAAUCCCAGCCUCACAGAUCUACAAUUACAUGGGAAUCUUUGGGAGGAGCUAAGGAAUGACAGCCUGUCUCUGGAUUCACUGGUAGUUAUGGACUCAACCCCUUUCCUUUCCCAGUUCAGUCCCAGUCAAGUACGGGAUAGCGUGGGGGUCUGUGAGGGUCCAGUGGAGACUGAAGGCAGUGUUUCUGGGCUGUAUCUCAGCGGGCUCUGUACAACCGCUUUCACCAGUACAGACAACAUGUCAGGUCUCCUUUCUUCUUCAGGAAACACUCCCAUUCCCCUUCUAUGAAAAAAGAAACCUCAGUGUAGCCAUUUCUACUUUUUCCAAAGUCGAAAAGCUUAUAUUUUUGAAUGUCUAAAAUGUGUGAUUUCUAUGCUGAAUCGUGCGCUUGAGUUUUAAAAACGACAUUAGCUAAUUAUCAAUGUUUUUAAUGCAUUACAAAUAUUCAAGGCUUCCAUUGUCCACAACAGUAUUCAAAGACCCCAUGAUUGUUUGAGUCAUUUUCUGGAUGAGGAUUAAGGAUACAUUUUGAAAAAAAUAUAUUUUGUACAUGCAAUUUUUUUUUUACCUGAUAAGAUAUAACUAGUGGAUAUGAAUAUAAAAAUGUAUAUUUAUAAAAUGUAUAAAACUGCCCAUGCAAUUUUUUAUUAAUUCACAUGACCACAAAGUUCUGUAAGCAUUUAAUGCUCAAAAUCACUUUAAUGUGGCUUAAACUGAACAAUGUUUGAUUUUUGUUUCGUUGAAGUUUGCUGAAAUUCAACAAUAUAUUAAUAUUAUUUGCUUUUGUACAAGUGUUUUGUUUUCUUCAAAUCUAUGAAAGUGUUUCAGUUGGUAAGCUUUUUAUCAAAUUGUUGUUUGCAUCUGUGCUGGGAACCACUGGGGGGUGUUGUUGCCUCUUUUUUAGACUGUCUUUCCACAGUAAUCCACAUUAAAGGCACUGUAAGUUAAAACAGAUCUCAUGAAUUGCAGGAUUUAUACGGUCUCUGCAAGUUAUUUUUUGUUUGACAAAAUUCUUCAAAUGGGUCGUUAUUUUUGAUUAAGCAAAAAUUAGAACCUUCUACUCAAGUCCAUCAGUGGUCUGAUGGACUUGAGUUAUAAUUUAUUAUAUACUCCAGAUCUAUGCAUUUUGCUGUAAUUAGAUUUAUUAAAAAAAUAUAGUAAAUGUCUAUUACAGUAAAUUAUUACUAUUAUUUGUAUCUUAUAUUAGUCUUUUUACCUAUU
Molecule: messenger RNA, 2638 nt
Organism: Pimephales promelas (fathead minnow)
Lineage: Eukaryota; Metazoa; Chordata; Actinopteri; Cypriniformes; Leuciscidae
Source: RefSeq, a predicted model, not a curated record